This is a messenger RNA of Rotaria sp. Silwood1, 1068 nucleotides long. The record is from the annotation of a GenBank genome assembly. Lineage: Eukaryota; Metazoa; Rotifera; Eurotatoria; Philodinida; Philodinidae.
AUGUUUGCUCAACGUUUUACUAGUAUAGUAUCACGAAGAUAUGUAUCAACAGUUGCUGAUCUCUAUAAAGGACUGAUUAAUGGUGAUCGAGGUUGUUUAGCAAGAAGUAUUACAUUAGUAGAAUCAACUCAUCACGAAAAACAACAAAAAGCAAAGGAAUUACUUGGUCAAGUUUUACAAGAACUUAAACAACGACAAGAAAAACAACCAAAGACACCGAUUAGUUUUAGAAUAGGUUUAUCCGGAAGCCCUGGUGCUGGAAAAUCAACUUUUAUCAAUGUUUUUGGUCGAUUUUUGAUAAAUCAAGGACAUAAAGUAGCUGUAUUAACUGUUGAUCCAUCAUCAUCUACUACUGGAGGUUCGAUUCUCGGUGAUAAAACACGAAUGUUGGAUCUGUCACGCGAACCAAAUGCAUAUAUUCGUACAUCACCAUCAGCUGGUACAUUAGGUGGUGUGACUCGAACAACAAAUGAUGCUAUUGUUCUCUGUGAAGCUGCUGGUUAUAAUAUUAUUCUAGUCGAAACUGUUGGUGUUGGACAGUCUGAAUUUGCUGUUGUAGAUAUGGUUGAUAUGUUCUGUGUUUUACUUCCACCAGGAUCAGGCGAUGAAUUACAAGGUAUGAAAAAAGGAAUUAUGGAAUUAGUCGAUUUAGUAAUUAUAACAAAAGCUGAUGGAGAAUUAAUGCCAGAAGUUCGUCGUCUACAAACUGAUUGGUCAAGUGCUCUUAGAUUAAUGCGUCGUCGUUCUCCAUAUUGGAAACCGAGAGUCAUAUCAGUUUCGUCACGUACAAAUACUGGUAUUGAUAAAUCUUGGGAACAAAUGUUACAGUUUGAAACUGCAAUGAUUAAAUCAGGUGAAUUAAUGACUAAACGUUCUCAACAACUUCGAAAAUGGAUGUGGAAUAAUAUAAAAGAUCGAAUACUUGAACAAUUUUUGGACGAUGAAGAUAUACAAAAAGCAAUUCAAACUUACGAAGAACGUGUUACUCGUGGACUUAUAACACCAUUUGUAGCUGCUGAUGCUAUUUUGACUCUUUUUGCCAAAGUAAAACUGGACAAUAAUACAUAA